GGCGCCUGGCCUCUUUGGAUCUCGACCGGCCGCUCCGCAGCAUGCGCAAGGUUCGCUUCCACGUGCAGAGCUGCUCGGGCGAAGACCCCGCGGGCCCCGCAGCGCUCCUCAACGAGCAUGACAACACGGGUACCGGGUACCUCACGCCAAAGAACUGCGAGUACCCGCAGGAGCUCGUGAUCGAGCUCGAGGCGACAGCGCGCAUCACGCAGAUCCAAGUGCUUUCGCACCAGUGCUACAUUGCGACCAAGAUCGAGCUGUACCUCUCGACGGACGGCGCGGCCUUCUCGCGGCUUGGCUUCUUGAGCCUCAAGUCCAACAAGGAAAGCCAGUACACGGCGCGGGAGCUCAAGACGGUGCAUAUCGAUGCGUUCACACGCUUCAUCAAGCUCAAGCUGCACCAGUGCUACAUCAACGAGAAGAACUUGUACAGCCAAGUGGGCCUCGUCGCGAUCAACAUCAACGGCGAGGUGCCAGAGGAAGCCGCGCACGAGGUCGAGCUCGACUCGCUCAGCCACGUCCACCAGCCACUGCCGACCGCGCCGACGCCGACGCGGUCCGUGUCCAAGGCCAAGAGCCAGCCGCCCAAGGACGCAUCGCCAUCGACGUCGGCGUCCAUGGAUGACAUGCGCUUUGAUGCCAAGACGGCGGCCAAGAUCCGCGAGAUCCACUUGGCGAAAGAGAAGGCUGUCGCCAUGGAAGACUACGACCAGGCCAAGCGCUUGAAGGCGCUCGAGGAGCAGCUCAAGAGCGUCGGCCUCCAGCUUGCUCGGCUUGAGGCAGCCAAGCGCGACGCUGUCGAGAACGAAGACUAUGACGCUGCUAAGCGCAUCAAAGAUGAGAUCGCGCAGCUCGAGAACGAGCUCAGCCUCGGCGUGAACGCACCGGCGCGCCCCGCGGUCGACUCGAGUCGGGUGCCGCUACCAACGUCGUCGCGGGUGCCAGCCAAGCAAACCAGUCGCACCGAGCACGUUGAAAGCGGGUACCCGCCGGCUGUCCCGUCGCUACCAAAACCGGCGCCGCGCAAAGCGCCGCCCGCCGUCGUUGUGCAAGAGGCACCGUCGCACGUCGCCGAUGACGGCGAUGACGACGCGCACCACGCGGCACCGACGUCGGGCGGACCCAACCCGCAUUUUGAAGGCCUCGACGACGUUGACGACCUCGGCGAUCCCGAGCCGCUCCCGUCGGCGCUCGAGAAGGAGAGCGCCGAGAUGAUCGAUGUCAUCGGACUCUACCUGACGCAGUGUUUUUACAGCAACGUGUGGAACCACAGAGACGCUGCGCUGCGCAAGAUCCAGCUCGAUGUGCCCGCGUACGAAGUGUCGCCCGAGAGUGUUCUCUCCGUCCUCUCGACGCUCGUGCAGAGCGGGGUGGGCGACCGCAUCUCGCAGGUGUCGCUCUCAGCGCUCUCGCUAUGCGAUGCGAUGCUGCAGUACGCCCAAGACCACGCCGACGUGCUUGGGGCCGAGGCCAUCGCGCACACGUUUGCCAACCCCAUCGUGCAGCUGGUCAACAAACUUGGCGAGCCGCAGGCCAAGAUUCGCGACGAAGUCACGGCCGUGUUGCUCAAGCUCGCGGCGGCCGACGACGUAGGGACGAACGUCGUUGGUGGUCACGUCUGCCGUCGCACGACCAAGAAGGCCCUCGCCAUCAAGCAUCUGCAGGGUCGAUUGGGCCUUGUGAAGGACCUCCUUCUGCAGUUUGGUCCCACGGCCGAGGAGUUUUCGCUACCUGGGAUCAUGACGUUUUUGGAAGAGAAUGGCGCGUUUGCGCACCAAAGCAAGGACAUUCGGGAGCUGGCAAAGGACAUCACGGUGUUCCUGCAUCAAGUAGUCGGUGGUGCGGACGUCGAGCCAUUUCUCAAGUCGCUGCGGCCAAAGCAGCUCGAAGAGUACGAGGCGGCGUUCGAAGCGGCGUCGGCCCCGAAGAAGAAACCGGCGCCAGCCUCAAAAGCACCGGCGCCCGCCUCCAAAGCACCGGCCUCGCGAUCGCGCGCGCCACCGGCGCAGGACGCUGGCAGUGACACGGACUCGAACGCAUCGGUGGACGACGGCACGUGUCCGUUCUGUGACGAGCACAAUGACGCGUUUGACAAUGAGCGGCUCGACCAGCAUUUCUGGGCCGAGUGUCCGAUGCUCACGCAGUGCAAAAUGUGUGGCCAGGUCAUCGAGAUAAGCACGCUCAACGAGCACUUGCUUGUCGAGUGCGAGCUCAAGCAAAACCACAAGGAGUGUCCUACGUGCCACGAAGCCAUCACUCUCAAGUACUUUAACCAGCACGUCCAAGAGAACGACUGUGUGCCGAUGCCCGACCCCGCCGACGGCAACCGGUGCCCGUUGUGCCACGACGACAUUGGCCCACGCAAGCGCGGGUGGAAGACGCACUUGCUCCACGAGCGUUGCCCUCAAAACCCGCGAACGAUGAGCUCGUAA
Messenger RNA from Saprolegnia diclina VS20, 2432 nucleotides. RefSeq lists its product as hypothetical. The record is from RefSeq and is a predicted model, not a curated record. Bases 42 to 2432 code for a protein of 796 amino acids. NCBI's taxonomy places the organism in Eukaryota, Oomycota, Saprolegniomycetes, Saprolegniales, Saprolegniaceae. Gene Ontology annotation, cellular component: cilium. The transcript is spliced from 11 exons. Gene Ontology annotation, molecular function: protein binding.